AUGUCACUCUCCCCUCUCUCUCUUCUUCAUCAUCUCUCUCCAUCAGCAACCCCUACUCCCCUCUCCCUGUCUCUAAGUAACAACCCCAUUGCCCCUUUCUCUCACCACCCUUUUGUAACUAUUGGCAACCCACCGCCAAACAGCCCUCCUAGAUAUAUCUCCAUCUCAUCCUCUCCUUUCCUCCCUUUCCCUCUCCUCUCUGCUCAAACCCCCUCUUCCCAGGCUCUCCUCACUGCGACCAACGACGACAUCAAAGCCACACCCCUUCCUACACAUAAAGACGAUCCCACCAUGAUUAUUGAAUCUCUAGCCGUUAGUUAUUCCUAUGGUUUGAGUG
Molecule: messenger RNA, 337 nt
Organism: Ilex paraguariensis (yerba mate)
Lineage: Eukaryota; Viridiplantae; Streptophyta; Magnoliopsida; Aquifoliales; Aquifoliaceae
Source: the annotation of a GenBank genome assembly